Lycium barbarum (goji berry) is the source of this 798-nucleotide messenger RNA. Its product is annotated as 16.9 kDa class I heat shock protein 1-like. Bases 56 to 556 code for a protein of 166 amino acids. Gene Ontology annotation, biological process: response to heat; response to salt stress; protein complex oligomerization. The transcript is spliced from 2 exons. NCBI's taxonomy places the organism in Eukaryota, Viridiplantae, Streptophyta, Magnoliopsida, Solanales, Solanaceae. The record is from RefSeq and is a predicted model, not a curated record.
CAGAAUAUACAACAAAGUGCUAGUAAGAAAUUGGUGGUGUAAUUGUGAAAAUAUUAUGGCUUCAUCAGUAGGACCAUGGAUGGGUGGUGGACGUCGACGUGGAGGUGGAGAUUGGGCCAGCCCAUUUUCUUCUGAUUUAUGGGAUCCUUUUGGUGUGGGCUUUGGUGGUGGAUGGGGCUUGAGGCGUAGUGCUGGUGGGGAUGAUGAUGUUUCUGCCUUGGCCCAUGCUAGUGUUGAUUGGUGUGAAACUGAUAAAGCUCAUGUUUUUCGUGUUGAUCUUCCUGGGGUGAAGAAGGAAGACCUGAAGGUGCAGAUUGAGGAUGAUAACAUACUGGAGAUAAGUGGUGAAAAAGUAAAAGAAGAAGAACAAGGCACUGACAAGUGGCACCACGUGGAGCGCAGCCGUGGCAGCUUCCGUCGAAGAUUCCGGCUGCCUGAAAAUGCCAAUGUGGAAGGCAUCAGUUGUGGGCUUGAGCAUGGAGUUUUAACUGUGAAUGUGCCCAAGAAGGAAACACAAGAGGUUCCAAAAAAUGUGAAGUCCAUAGAUAUUGCUUAGAUUACUUGGACUUGGGUUUGGAGUAGUGUGUAGUAUUACUAGUUUGGCUUUGCUUUCCUUGUUAAUAGUGUGUGUAAGUUUAUAAUGUGUGUAUGUAGAAUAGUGUGUGCCAGUUUAUAAUGUGUGUAUGUAGCGCCUUUAAAUAAGUGAGAGUCGAUGCUAUCAGUGUAUAUUUUUGUUUUUUUCGUAGUUUAUCGGUUGUAUAUACUAAUAUAUGAAAUCUGUUUUUUGGCUUUUUUGCA